This is a messenger RNA of Branchiostoma belcheri (Belcher's lancelet), 1370 nucleotides long. RefSeq lists its product as uncharacterized. The transcript has 3 exons. The record is from RefSeq and is a predicted model, not a curated record. NCBI's taxonomy places the organism in Eukaryota, Metazoa, Chordata, Leptocardii, Amphioxiformes, Branchiostomatidae. The coding region runs from base 6 to 1370 and encodes 454 amino acids.
CGGACAUGACUCUAUGUAGCGACAUGAUGAAGAGUCACCAGUGCCAAGAUGACAUCAAUGUCUCGUCCAGGAAACCACCAGUUCUCCAGAUCACUGUGUCUGGAUACCGACAGCUGGAUGACGAUAGCCUGGCUCCCGCGCCCUCAGACAUCAUGCUCGGUGACUUUGCGGAAAGUUUCCCGGACUUGGACGACGUGGUCUACCGCUUCCAGUACAACGGCCUACUCGUGUUGAACUUGACGGUAGACAGAGACGUUGUUAUCGAAGUUGUCCCUGAGUUCGCCGGAGCUCUGGACCGGUUAUGGAGUGCUUACCAAACCGGCCGGCUGGAUAGGAUGCUACAGAAGACACUUGUGUCUGAGGAGCUGCUGAGGAGUCUGGGUGUCGAGACUGUAAUCCUGAGGAGCAGUAUAAGGCUGCAGGACCUCUGCAUGUGUUUCGUACACAUGACUUUCGACGAUCAGGUAUCAGGCAGUCCGGGUAGCCAGCCAGUGCAGGACUAUGUCCGGAGACACUGCUUCGCCCUACUGGACAGCACCCAUCCUGUAGUCGCUGGGCUCAACGUCAUGUCCUCUGUACCACCUGCAUGGUCCUUCAUCCUGGCGGCAAACCUCAGAACUGCAGGGCAAGAUCACGACGAAGCUCUCCACAAAGGCAACGGACAGAGAAAGACACCGAAAACGGUCUGUGCUUCGCCAGUGUAUGAAAGGUCCAUAGACUCCAUUAUUCAAUGUUCAACUGAGCAGGCAAAAUACCCAAAAUGUACCGAAGAAGAAGGUAACUGGAUACUAGAAAAGGAAGAAUCUACAGAGAAGCCUAGUAGUAUGGGGAGUGGUGCGAAAGAGAAGAUCAAGAUCAUAGCAGGAGAGGGGACAUUUGUCACUGUAAAAGCUGUUGGGAAAGAACUGAUAAAGAAGCAGGCAGGUAGCGCGAGUGCUGCGGCGGGGAUCGGGCUCACUGCCGCCUUCGAGGGGGUGACUUUCGCCAGGCGUACGGCGGGUUCGGUCAAGAAGCUCCGAGAGGACAAGCUGUCCGGGGGACAGUUUGCAGGAGAGAUGGCCAAGCACGCGACGAAGGGGGUGUUCUCCGGAGGCGGGACGGUGGCAGGUGCAACCCUGGGACAGAUGGCGAUUCCCGUCCCGGUUCUGGGGGCUGUGAUCGGCGGGGUGAUCGGGAACAUGAUCGGGAAGGGAGCCGGGUACGUGGCCGCGGAUGUGGCGCCAGACUUCCUGAUGAAAGACGGACAGAAGUGGAGGGUGCACAAGGCCAAGGGUGGGGAGGAAACGGAACCAGAAGGUCCGGGAAAAACGCCACACAUUGACAGUGGGUCUUCAGAUACAGCACCGUCAGAGACCCCAGAGAAAAGCUGA